UGACCAAACCAACUUCCCCUUGUCAUAAAUGGCCUACAAUGGCGGUGGUGGCAUUGCCUCUCUCAUUGCUUCUUAGCUGCAGCUCCCAGUUUGGUUCCAGUUAGGCAGCUGCUCAGGUCUACCUUUUCAUUCAAUGCUCCAUUUCUUUUUUCCACCACACCUUUAAUUCCCUCCCUGUAGGGAACCCUUUUUUAGAUUUUGCUAAUCCACUCGAUUCUACUUCGUCUUCUUCCUCUUUUUUCAGUGUCAAUUUGGGACCAUUCGAACCUCUGUCUUUAUCGUAGAGUUUUGUGGUUUUGAGGAUUUUGAGUCUCCAUCUCCACUGGGUUGUGGUCCAAAUUUGGCGUCUCUUGUGUUUUUUCCCAACAUUUGGGCAUCUGGGUGUCUCUCGAUUUUUGUUUUUUUGAUCAAUUUUGAGGAGUUUUCAUCGAUUUCUCAAUGAGGGUUUCUAAUUAACUAUUUCCCAUGUCUCUUUAAUAAGCUUCAUGAUGUGUGGAUGGAAAUGGCAAUGGCAAUGGCAAUGUUUUAUUAGCUGUGAAGAAGCAUUUAGAUUAGUAUUUUCCUGUUCUUGAAGUUGUUGCUGUAUUGCUGUUUCUUAGUGAUAGAAGCUUGUCUGUGGUGAUGUCUACAACAAUCACUUUCAUGAUAAAAAAUUGUCUUCCCCUCUCAUUGGUCCUUUCUUUCUUCAAAUUCAAAAGCUAGUGAUUCCAAUUACUGUUUUCUUUCACUUUGCCUUUUAUGUAGGGGUUUAAUUUCCCAGUUUUUGCUUCUUGGUUGCUCUAUUUUUGUUUCAUUUUCUGUAAGGAUUUCACAGAAUAUACAAUGUUUUAUCUGCUCAUCUCUUUCCUUUCCUUCAUCCUUCUCUCUAAGUCCUUCUCUUACAAACGGCUACUGCCAUGGGAGGCCAAGAUGAGCUUGUUGACUGCUUUACUUCUAUCAUGGUUCCACAAGAGCAGACUUGCUCUGAAUUUCUUUCAAGUUCUCUGGGUUUCAGAUCCGCCAUUAAAUAGCAUCAUCACAUGUAGCACAAAACUGGGGAAUUUAGAGGAGGGAAGGGGGAUUUCACUCUUGGAUUUACCCAAGUUGGCUCUUGAGUCGAUUCUCGAUCGGCUUUCGCCGUCUGAGUUGUGUAAGAUGGCAAAUGUGUGCACUUAUUUGAGAGAUGUUUGUGAAGAUGACUAUUUCUGGGAGAAGCACAUGAAGCAGAAAUGGGGGAAUUUGAUGGGUAAUUCUGCUUAUAAAGAAUGGCAUUUGCAUAUUGCCCUUAAGAGGAGAUCGGAGCUCUCAAGUCCAUCUCAGAAGAAAGGUUUGUUCAGUUCAUAUUUUGGAAGUUGGUCUUUGCUGAUUAGACCAAAAUCAGAAAGUAGAGGCAAAAUCAGGAGCUCUUUACCAAUUGAUUCAAUGAAGGCUUGGUAUCAAUCUCUUGAGAGUGGAAAGUUAUGGUUCCCAGCUCAAGUCUACAAUAGAGAGAGUGGUCAUGCUGGUUUCAUAUUGUCUUGUUAUGAUGCCCAAAUAUCCUACGAUUCGCAGACCAAUAUGUUUAAGGCAAGAUAUCCACCACACGGGCGACGGGCGAUAGAGGAAAAUAUUCUCUGGAACAGGCUAAGAGCUCCACCUGUUGAUAUUCCUCCCCAUGUUCUCCAUGUCUCUGAAUGCUUAGCUGACUUGAAACCUGGUGAUCAUGUCGAGAUACAAUGGAGAAAAAGCAAGGAGUUUUCUUAUGGUUGGUGGUAUGGCGUCGUUGGCCACUUGGGGGCGUGUGAUGGGAGUGCAAACAACUGCCAUUGUUGCUGUAAUGACAAUGUGAUGUUGGAGUUCAGUCAGUACAGCGUCGGGUCGCGUUGGAGAAAGACGGUGAUAAACCGAAAGAGCCACAAGGAAGUAGGGAAUGAAGCAGAUGGGUAUUAUGGAGGAUUAAGGAAGCUCUACAAAGCAGAGGAAAUUACAAGGUGGAAAUGCCUGUGGCCUAAUCGAGUUUUGGAAUAGAAUCAUUACAUUCUUCAUGCUUCUCUGCUUCUGUUUUUAUGUACAGAUUUAGCUUUUUCUUAACCAUUUCUCUCGAUCUCUCUGAGGUUUUCUCCCAAAUUAUGAGUUAAGAGGCGUUGCUUGGAGUCUUUUGGAGGAUGUUUUAUAUAUCAAGCUUCUCUAAUUUUGUAUCUUACAUGUAAAUUUGGGAAUCUUCAAAGAGGUUUUUUGAGUUGUUCAAAAGUUUUUAUUUUUUUUUUUGGGAA
Messenger RNA from Benincasa hispida (wax gourd), 2231 nucleotides. RefSeq names its product F-box protein At2g26850-like. The record is from RefSeq and is a predicted model, not a curated record. Gene Ontology annotation, molecular function: protein binding. NCBI's taxonomy places the organism in Eukaryota, Viridiplantae, Streptophyta, Magnoliopsida, Cucurbitales, Cucurbitaceae.